CUGCAGACAUUGGGAGUUUUCAGAGCUGCUGUCGCAGGACGCAAAGAAGCCUUUACUCUCCUUUCAGGGGGCUCAAGAUUGCCUACACUGUUGCCUGUAGGCACGUGGUUUUUUUGUUUUUUGUUUUUUGUUUUAACCUCAAACCACCCCUGAUCCCCCCGUUUAUCUUCCUGGUGCCGGAGAGUCGACGGAGAUGGGGACACUGGACGGGAACUAGGGUUUUGCGUCCCCUUAGGCAAGCCAAAUACAGAAGAGCGAGAAGAGAGAGCCAAGACUGCCAGGCGCUGAAAGGGAGAAACUGGAUGAGAAGAGAGAAGGCGACACAGGAGAGAACCAGCCUUCCGGCGGCUACCGGCCUUAUAACACCCCCCCGACCAAGCUGUGCAGCCAGUGAGCCGCGGGUUACCACGGCAACCGUGAGGUCUCGCGAGACCGGCGUUGCGCCUGCGCACUGCCGCUGUAGGGCUGCGUCCUGAGCCUCCCAGCCACAUUCCCGGACUCAGGGCUUUUAUAGUUCGGUCUUCGCGAAGCUGUGGGCCGACUCUCUAUUGUGAGUGACAAGGCAAUUCUAUAGGAAUUUUGUGAGAAUCAAGUAAUAGAUGGAGAAAAUGCCUUCUAUGUUCUGACACACUCCACAAAGACACCUGCUCUUUACCUGGAAAGAUUUUCAGAAUGGCUGCAGCCCCUCAAGCACCGGGGAGGGGCUCUGUUCGGAAGACAAGACCUUUAACGGUAAAGACAGCGCUGAACAACCCAUAUGCUAUCUGCUGGAGUGCACUAGAGAGAGAAGACAUGCACUUUAUAUUACACACCCUUGAAGACAGAUUUAAAUCGCUUGGGCUUCAGAAGACUGAGGAUAAGAAGAAAAAGAAAAAACCGUUUUUAAAAAAACAAAGCCCAGACAAAUGUAGCACAGAGGUUGAUACGAGUGAGGGUCAGAAGGAGGAACCACCAGGAGAUAAUGAGCAAGGGUCAGGGUGGACUCCUGUCCACAUCAGGAAGCAGCUGACCAUUGGCGUUAAUGAGGUUACCAGAGCUCUGGAAAAGAAUGGGCUGCUGCUGGUCCUAGUGUGUAAGUCAGCCAAGCCCGCGCUCAUUACCUCACACCUGAUUCAGUUAAGUUUGAGCAGAUCCGUUCCUGCUUGUCAGGUUCCCCGUCUCAGCGAGACACUUGCACCUGUCAUUGGCUUAAAAUGUAUCCUGGCCUUGGGGUUCAGAAAGGACACCACUGCCUUUGUUGAUGAAGUCAAAGCCAUAAUUCCCCGAGUACCCAGUUUACACGUACCAUGGCUUCAAGGCAGACUGGAAGACUCCAGGGAAAAACCAGACACUGAAUCUUUGGAAAGCCAAGACAAAGAGAUUUUGGAAACUUCCUUUGAAGACCUCUCUAAACAUAAAAGGAAGCUUGCUGAAGGUCAGCAGGCUGUUGUGUUACAGCCCCUGAAAAUAAAGAAAGUGAUUCCAAACCCCAAUAAGAUAAGGAAACCACCCAAAGGUAAAAAAACGACUUCAAAGUAAUCUAUAAACUUGUCAUUUCGUGUAGUUGUAAAACAACACUUCGUAAAGAAGCCUUAAAACUAAUAAAAUGUGUUAUUUUUACAUAUAUUCUUGGGGUACUUUUAGUAACAUUCCUUUCAUAGGUGUGAGACUGUAUAAAUAGGCUGACACUUAAAAACACUUAAGUGCAGAAAAUAUUCAAAAGUACGAAUAUCAGGGGCGCCUGGGUGGCUCAGUUGGUUAAGCGACUGCCUUCGGCUCAGGUCAUGAUCCCAGGGUCCUGGGAUCGAGUCCCACAUCGGGCUCCCAGCUCGGCGGGGAGCCUGUUUCUCCCUCUGACCCUCUCCUCUCUCAUGCUGUUUCUCUCUCGCUUGCUCUCUAAUAAAUAAAUAAAGUCUUAAAAAAAAAAAAAAAGUAUGAAUAUCAAAACAAAAGUUUAUUGAAACUAAUGUCCAUGC
Messenger RNA from Mirounga angustirostris (Northern elephant seal), 1955 nucleotides. RefSeq names its product ribonuclease P/MRP subunit p38 (gene RPP38). Gene Ontology annotation, cellular component: ribonuclease MRP complex; nucleolar ribonuclease P complex; fibrillar center. The record is from RefSeq and is a predicted model, not a curated record. The transcript has 3 exons. NCBI's taxonomy places the organism in Eukaryota, Metazoa, Chordata, Mammalia, Carnivora, Phocidae. Bases 673 to 1518 code for a protein of 281 amino acids. Gene Ontology annotation, molecular function: ribonuclease P activity; ribonuclease P RNA binding. Gene Ontology annotation, biological process: tRNA 5'-leader removal.